Molecule: messenger RNA, 2778 nt
Organism: Harmonia axyridis
Lineage: Eukaryota; Metazoa; Arthropoda; Insecta; Coleoptera; Coccinellidae
Product: tudor domain-containing protein 5-like
Exons: 2
Coding region: 464-2590 (708 amino acids)
Source: RefSeq, a predicted model, not a curated record
CUAAUUUCCAUGGAAAUUUGCUAGAAAUAAGAAGAAAUAUAUUUCUUAUAUUUUUCCAAUUUCGCCAAUUAUUUUUGAGCGGACGCCAAGUAAAGAUUUCUUAAUAUUCAUUUUGGAACAAUAUCGUCCGCAUCUUUGCGUGGAUUUAUUUCGAGGUAGAAUCUUGAUGAAUUUAUAAAUCUUCUCAUAGGCUCGUUGAUUUCGAAAUCAGUAGAUGAAUUGUGGGUAGUAAUUUCAUUUGUUACUACUGUAUCAUCAAUUUUCAUAGUUUUCAUAGUUCAAAAUCUUGUUAUAAAUACAUUUAUACUUUGAAUUGCUACUCGAAUAAUUUAUUCACAUAUAAGAUUAGACUUCACUAAAUAGUAUUUUUUUUUCUAGAAAUUCAUUUCACUCACCACCACGAUUCCAAAAACAUCAAGAAGUAAUAUCAAAAGUUAAAGUUGACGAUGGAUAUUCUAGUCAAAUGUCUUAUAGUGAUAAAAGCACCAAUGCUUUAAAACGAAGUACAAAUCAAAAGACUUCUUUAAAGUGUAACAAAAAAACAAAUAGAGUAGGAAACAGACCUACAAAUUAUAAAAGUUCAAGUGAUAAUUCGAGAGAAAUUAGACAGAGGCUGAAUAGUGGAAAUAAGGAAAUAGAGGGUUUCUCAAAAAAUAAUUGUAAUAAAAAUUUAAAGAACCCUAAAAUUGUUGCAGAAACUACAAAACCUCUAAGGAGAAUCAAUUACAGAGAUACUUCCCUUAAUAAAGAUAAUUCAUUUAAUGUGGAUAUUUCAUUGAAAGGUGAAAAGAUUUAUUGGAAUGGUGGAAACAUUAAAAAAACUUACAAAAAGAAUAAUACAGUUGAAAAUUGCAGUGGAAGAGAAAACUCUCUUGAGAAGAAUAUUAAAUCAAAUAGAUAUACAAGGUCAAGAUAUUUCACUCCAACUAGUAGUAGUCACUUGAUGGAUAGUGCUGUGAAAAAUAAAUCAAAGGAAACUCAUAUAGAAAAAUAUGAAAGCCUUUCUUUAACCACAAAAAAGAAUUGUAUUCCAAAAGCUGUACAAGAUAACCUUAAAAAUUUGAUAGCUGAUUUUCCUGAAGGAAUUUGUUGUUCUGAAUUGCCUUUGGUUUAUAAGAAUUUUACUGGCAAAGAUCUAUUAUUUGAAGACUUUGGCUAUAGAUGUUUAAUUUACUUAUGUUUGGACCUGGAAAAUAUUUUUUAUUGCAAUAAGGAAUCCCAUUGUGAUUACAGACUCUUUGAUGUAAGAAAACCCCUGCCUGAACUUAAUAUUCCCCAAGAGAAGAGUCUUGAAGAUAUGAUUCAAAGUUUGGAAUCAUCACCUGCAAUUCCAGAAAUGAGAUGGGGUUAUUUUGAAUCCUUUGUCCCUCAUGAUGCAGUGAGGUUGGGAUUUAAACCGCACAGAAUACAAGUGGCUGAGGUAUUGGAGGAAGGUACUAGCAUAAAUGUGACGGUAGCUGAUAUUUAUGAUAUCUCGAAAUUCUGGAUAAUAAUAGAUGACUCACAGUUGGACAAAUUGAUGGAUAACAUGCAAGAGUUCUAUGGCAUAAAUAGAACGAGAUACUUGGUACCGAAAUCUUUAUUGGUAGAAACCCUUUACUGUGUUGUUUUAUUCAAAGGCAAAUUUCAUAGAGCAGUUAUUCUUAACGUGAUGCCUGGUUAUGAGUACCUCAAAGUUUACUAUGUUGACUUUGGAACUUUGGCCAAAGUUUCAAAAACAGAGGUUUGGUUCAUUACUAAAGAAUUUAGUGAACUCCCAACCCAAGCCAUAAGAUCUACUCUUGGCGACAUUUAUCCACCAAACCAAGGUACUACUUGGUCUCCAUCUGCCAAUUAUGAUUUUAGUAGUUUAACAUGCAUGAAAAAAUUCAUUGCAGAAAUUAUAAGGGUGGAUAAACAAAAAAAUUUAGUCGACAUAAAAUUGAAUGAUGGAUAUUCUGAUAUGAGCGAUAUACUAGUAAAUCGUAAUCUUGCUAAAUUCAUAAACAAACCCCAAAAAAAACAUUUUGAUGAUCCUAAUUGUAAACCUAGAGUGCAAUAUGUUCAUCUAUUUCCUACAUUUGAUGAAAUAGAGAAUUGGGUUGUGCCAUGUGUGGAAGAAACUGUAGAGUUUUUGAACACCCCGGUUACUGCCGAUUUCUUGAACUCGCAGUAUUUCAGUAGAACUGUUGAUACGAAUUUAAUCAAAAGCAUUGACAAAAUGGAAAUGACUUGUAAGAAGAAUAAGUCAUUAAUGAAGUACCACAAGUCAUCUGAAAUUUCACUUAACCACAACAUAGAACAAAUUAACAAGAUUGCAUAUGGAGAUUCAUAUAACUUUUUUACAGAAAACAAAACAUAUAAUGUAAUAGAAAAUAAUCAUAUAAAUGAAAGUGAAACUGAAGAACUUGAAGAAAUUCAAGAUGAUGUCUUGAGAGGAAAGGAAAUUGAAGAAAGUGGAUGCAAAGGCACUCCAGAAAAGCAAAAUAUAUCUUUUACAAAUAAGAGAAUAUUUGAUAUUGAAGAUCCUGAUCUUUUAGUUUCAAUAUUGAGACAAAGUAGGAUGAAGAAAUCUUAUCCAAUUCAAACUGAAGUGUCGAGAAGAUUUUAAUACUUACUUACUUUAAUAAUUUAAAAAAUAUUGAAAUCUAAAAGCUUUGCAUAGCAUACCAAAAGAAUAUUAGAAGAAUUAAGUGAAUCUUUAAAUGGAAUCAAUAUUUUAUGCAAAAGCUACAAUACUUCUAGUAACUAAGUAUCAAAUAUAAUUGAUAAAUAUAAAUAUAAUUUAAAUUAUUGUUG